UUUCGCUUUUUUUUCUUUUUUUUUUAAAAAUUUUAAUUUUUUUUUUCAAAUCUGAGUUGGGAAAGGAAGGGAGGAACAUCAACGCGAGCUUUCCAUUUUUCAUUCAAGAAAAGGAAAGCUCGCUUCUUUGUUUUUUUUUUUUUUUUUUGAAUUUUUAAAAGAAAAUUCAAAUCAAAAGAUGGUGACGUUGUUUUCGAUCCAAUUCCAUGAACCUUCAUUAACGCUGUUGUUGUUGUUGUUGCUCCUCGUUGUUCCUUUCUCUUCGUCUUUAACCGUCGGGUCGCAACGGAAUUUCACGACGACGGCCAUCCUAUUACCUUCCGAGUCGGCCGACGCAUGUGGCAGUUCGCCCCGUCCUUAUUCAUGUCCAGUCAAUUGCUUUAGAACCGAUCCCGUUUGCGGUGACGACGGAGUUACCUAUUGGUGUGGAUGUGCCGAUGCUCAUUGCUCCGGUGCCAAGGUUGCCAAGAUAGGAUUCUGCAAUGUCGGUAAUAAUGGCGGAACUGGAUCUUUCCCUGGUCAGGCUUUACUUUUGUUGCAUAUAGUUUGGCUCAUUGUUCUAGGCUUCUCUGUUUUCUUUGGCCUAAUCUGACUCUCUCCUCCUCUUUUUUGUUUUUCUUUAUAAGAACGAAGAUUUUAAUUCAACUUUUUUUAGUCA
Messenger RNA from Gossypium raimondii (Peruvian cotton), 658 nucleotides. RefSeq lists its product as uncharacterized. NCBI's taxonomy places the organism in Eukaryota, Viridiplantae, Streptophyta, Magnoliopsida, Malvales, Malvaceae. The coding region runs from base 179 to 592 and encodes 137 amino acids. The transcript has a single exon. The record is from RefSeq and is a predicted model, not a curated record.